AUGAAAGUCACUUUGGCAGAAGACACUGAGAAAAUACAGGAAGAUAUUAGCAGUGGUUUCCAGUGGGCAGUGGAGAACAUGACAUUCAGUGAUGAUAAGUUCCAUCUGCUUAGGCUGCAGGACCUUGACAAUGGUGGCGUGGGCGUGGGCGUGACCACACCAGAAGAGACUCCGAGGCGCCGGCGUCGUCGUGGUCCAGCAUCACCUGUGAGCGGCAGUGUCUCAGUGUCGGGAGCUGAGCCUCUGAAGACACCAGAGGUGGUACGUCAUGUGGUGUCCUGCCUCACAACACCUCCAGCCAGCCCACCAACUCAUCCGCCCACACAGCCCUCGCCGCCGCCCACACUUUGCCACCCGUCCCCACAGCCCACUGUCCCUGUCCACACUUUCCAGCCCAUCCAGCCUGCUCUAACCCAGGACACAACACACUCGGCGCCCUCCACAUUAGACUCACGCUCCAAAAGCACUCAUAAUGGUGAAACUCGACGUGUGAAUAGUGUACUUGGAGAACGGUCUGAAACUGAGGAAGGACACGUGCGCAAGGUGCCACCAAAACUUGCACCUCUGCGGAAACCAGAGAUUCCGGACGUACUGCGUCCGAAAGACACAACUGGAUUAGCCUCACCAGGCGUUGUCAAUACUCCACCAAACUCCAGGCCAUCUUCUGUGGUACUUGAGAAACCACCACUUGCUCCUGAAGGACUGAGGCCUGCAGUUAUUCGAUCUUCCCUGAGAAAGCUCUCAGAUACUGGCACUUGUUUUAUGGCAGCUCGUCGAGAGAAGCGAGACGACACAAAAGCCGAGAACAUCUUCCGAGAACUUCAACAACGACCCAAGAAGGAGAACAGACUUUCAAAAUCAGACAUGAAUCUGAAGGUUGAGUCGAGUUACUCUGGUAAACAGGGCGAUGCACUAACAUCAGGAGGCUCAGAUUUAGAGACCUCAGGUGCAAACUCAUCUCCAACAAUGUUCUCUUCAGGUGCUACAGUCAACUCGGAGUUGAUGAGUAGCCGUCUAGAAGCCCUUACAGCUCGAGCAAGAGAGACGUUUGAGAGGGUAGACCGUCUUGCUAAUGACAGUCCACCACCACUUCCGGAGACUAGCCCGCCGGAGGACAGUGCUGACAGUGUAGUUCAUGAAUGUGAGGAAUAUCUUACUGUGAAUGCUAGCCGAAAAGAGUCUAGCGGUGGUGUACGCCCUCGAGACACUGGUGCAGGUGAUGCCCGUAGUGACACGUUGCAGGCUCCAGUUGCCAUGAAAGGUAUUGUGUCUGACACGGGUCAGAAAAACUGGGUCGGGGGCUCUGAAGGACGUGGUAAAGAAAGUAAGCGGUUGGCUAUGGAAAAAGAAAUGAAUAGAGAUACUAAACAUGAUGUUAGCCAAGUAGCAGUACAGGAUAAAGUUACUGCUGCCUCCGCUGUGCCUUCAGGGCCCCCGGAUCAUGGUGCCUUUGUAAAUGACAAUGGAAAUUCUCCUCCUGAAGUAAUUUGUGAUCUUCAGCAGGAUGGAUAUGAAGAUGAAGACCUGGGUUCUCCUGACUCCUCCCAGAUAAGAAGCCCUGAGCACCUUAGCAGCAGACGCAGUUCAAGACGCUGUUCUCUAGAUGGAGAGUCUUCACGCACUAACUCACCUGAUCCUCAGUCUAUAUUAAAGCGACGAUCUUCACGUGAAGAUGUUACCACUGAGCGCCCUACAACACCAGAGCCACAUAGUAUAUUAAAACGUAAAACCAGCUCGCGCACAUCAAGUAUAGAUAUGGUAGAGGGUGAGCCAAGGCCUAUACUAAAGAAAAAGAGCAGCACAGAAGAGCUUGAUCAUUUUGAACCAAGACCUAUACUAAAGAAGAAGUCAUCCACUGAUGAUGAGUUGGAUGAUAGACCUCGGUCAAUCUUAAAGGGUGGACGCAGUAGAGAAGACCUCGACCGUGCUGAUGGUGUCAUAUCACCAAAUCCUAUUCUUAAAUGGUCACCAAGAUAUGAUAGUGAAGGAGAAGGGGAAUUACGCCCAAUUCUCAAAAGGCGGGAGACAACUGAUGGUGUGAGACUCAGACUCCAUGUGUCUGAUGGUGAGGAUAUGGAUAGUGAAGUGCCUAGUGUUAGAGUGAGAAGUGACUCUGCCCCUGAAGCUGUGAUACGUAUAAGGGGACGCUCUCCUCCAGCACCAUCUGCCACUCCUUCCCAUGGAAUUCUGAAGAAACGUGGGGCACAGUCACCAGGACGUUUUGAUCAGAUGGAUAGUGAACUAGGAGCCAUCCUGCGUUCUCGAAGAUCACUAGGGCCUGACGAUAAUGACAUUGAUAGUGAUAUAUCAAAUCGACCUGUCAGUCCAUGCCUUGGGGCACUGAUUAGAAGAGAUGAAUCUGCCGUGAGAUCAGGUGAGCGACCACUGAGUGUAGCAGAAAGGGUUGCUGGUAUGGAAGCAGCCAGACAGGAACCUCUUCCCCCACAACGCUCCCCCACUCCUACUCGAAGCCCUGGUGCCAGACCCAAGGUUAUGCCGUCCUUCCUUGAACGCCCUCCAACACCCAGUGACAAGGAGAGGGAAACUCGAAGAAACAGUGCCUUUGGCCUGGUAGCUGAUUCUUCCCCUAGUAACAGUGUAGAAGCUGUUAACGAAGCUUUUUUGGACCGUCCAGUAGUUGAAGCUUACAACAGUGCUAUGUCUUCUGGCUGUGACACCACCCCAGACACUCCUUCAUCAGUAUCACAGAAAGCUGCCUUCUUCGCACAAUUGGAGCGUGAGAAGAUCACAUCUGAUAGCACUCCCGUUGUUCCCAGUCGUAGCGCACGUUUUACCAGCAGAAGGGACCGAGGAACCAGAUUUGAGCAGAUAGCGAACUUCUUUGAAAUGCAUGCAACACAACCUGUAACAGAUGAUGAGGUGAGCCAAGCUGCAUUGUUGGCCGAUGCCUCAGAUUCUGCCUCGGCCUCUCACGACUCCGACUCUGCUCCUCCACGUAGAGGCUCACUGCCAUGGAAGAGUGGCACACCAGGAGAUUCUAGUAGCAGUCACAACAGCAUAAACAAGACUGGCAGCAGUAAUAGUGUGGGUGCCCGUGUAGCCCUGUGGACAAAGAGACUGGAGGAGGAGCGAUUAUCAGCUCCUACUCUUGACGGUGCUCAGGGCAUACGACAUCGAUCCCGUUCUGCACGCUUCAAGACACAACCGGUGACACUGGAGGAGGUGGCCCAUGCACAUGCCCUUAACAACCAGACCGUCAGCACCCCCACAGGAACCCCUGAGGAACAGGAACUAGCGAGUGGUUUCCGUGCUGCUCGUGAUGCCGUUUUAAGGAACUCUGCUGAGGUGAUGCAGGGGCUCACUCCGGGUUCUUCACCGAGACGACGCCCUGGCAGCAGGAAGACUUCACUCAAUGAACCCGAUGAUGAGUACUCAUCAGAUCCAGUGCGAGGUAUCUUGAAACGUGAUGGUUCUGGAGGAUCACGUGAGGCCCAGCGUGACAGCCCUCGAUCUAUCCUUAAGCACUCGUCUUCCGACUCUCGUCGUGCCUCCUUCUCAGAGUCAGAACAUCCAAGGGGAAUCCUGAAAUCUGACAGUCCAUUACCACCUUCGAUUGGAUCUCCAGAACAUGAGGCCAAACUGCUUAGGGGCGUACUGAAAAAGGAUUCAAGCUUAGAGACUCCAAAGAAAUUAAAUCUAUACUGAAACCUGAAUCUGAGAGCCUAGAACCAGAUCAUUCUUCAGAUUCAUCAUCAGAUGAUGUGACACUUACUACAGCUAACAACACUCCACAAGGACCAGAAUGCGAUAUAGCAGAAUCCAUCCGAGACAUUGAUCCUAUUCGACAUAAGGAUGACUCUCACAAGAGUGAUACCCCACAUAAGGUUGAUCCCUUUAAGACUGAACAUCACCGGGCAGAUCUUGCAGAAGCAUUAAGACAAGUUGAACCAAUCAAGUCCAAAGAUGACCUUGGUGAAGCCUUGAGACAGAUUGAACCAAUCCGAUCAAAGGAAAGAAGCAGAGAGAGGGAAGAGAAAGGGAAGGACGAAACACAAACGAUUAACAUUAGAGAAUUCUCGUCUUGCACCAAGGUCUCCUCUAACAUGACAACCAUGGUGACUACAACAGCAACAACUGUGUCAUCUCUAGCAGCUACAACAAACUCUUCAUCG
Cherax quadricarinatus is the source of this 4133-nucleotide messenger RNA. The record is from RefSeq and is a predicted model, not a curated record. Lineage: Eukaryota; Metazoa; Arthropoda; Malacostraca; Decapoda; Parastacidae.